Molecule: messenger RNA, 3952 nt
Organism: Eublepharis macularius
Lineage: Eukaryota; Metazoa; Chordata; Lepidosauria; Squamata; Eublepharidae
Gene: SPTLC1
Product: serine palmitoyltransferase long chain base subunit 1
Exons: 15
Coding region: 14-1438 (474 amino acids)
Biological process (GO): ceramide biosynthetic process; sphingosine biosynthetic process
Cellular component (GO): endoplasmic reticulum
Molecular function (GO): serine C-palmitoyltransferase activity; pyridoxal phosphate binding
Source: RefSeq, a predicted model, not a curated record
GCCGUGCGGGGCGAUGGCGGCGAGCAUGGGGCAGCAGUGGGUCCUCGUAGAGAUGGUGCAGGCCUUUUAUGAGGCUCCAACUUAUCAUCUUAUUUUGGAAGGUAUUUUGAUCCUGUGGAUAAUCAGACUGCUUUUUUCCAAAACAUACAAGCUUCAAGAGCGAUCUGAUCUCACACCUAAGGAAAAGGAAGAGUUGAUUGAAGAAUGGCAGCCAGAACCUUUGGUUCCUCCUGUAUCUAAAGACCAUCCAGCUCUCAACUAUAAUGUUGUUUCAGGGCCUCCAAGUCAUAAAAUUACUGUGAAUGGCAAAGAAUGCAUAAAUUUUGCAUCGUUCAAUUUCCUUGGGCUUCUGGAUAAUGAAAGGGUUAAGAAUGCAGCCCAAGCUUCUCUGUCAAAAUAUGGUGUUGGAACUUGUGGGCCUAGAGGAUUUUAUGGCACUUUUGAUGUGCAUCUUGAAUUGGAGGAGCGGCUUGCCAAGUUUAUGAGGACUGAAGAAGCUAUCAUAUAUUCAUAUGGAUUUGCUACCAUUGCCAGUGCUAUUCCUGCCUAUUCGAAACGAGGGGACAUUGUGUUUGUUGAUGAAGCAGCUUGCUUUGCUAUUCAGAAAGGAUUACAGGCAUCCAGAAGUAACAUUAAGUUUUUUAAGCAUAAUGAUAUGGCUGACCUUGAGCGUCUACUGAAAGAGCAAGAGAUUGAAGAUCAAAAGAAUCCUCGAAAGGCACGUGUAACCCGACGGUUUAUUGUGGUCGAGGGUUUGUAUGUUAACACUGGAGAUGUUUGCCAUCUUCCAGAAUUGGUAAAAUUAAAAUACAAAUACAAAGUGAGGAUAUUUUUGGAAGAAAGUCUUUCCUUUGGAGUAUUGGGAGAACAUGGACGAGGCGUCACAGAACAUUUUGGAAUAAAAAUGGAUGAUAUUGAUCUUAUAAGUGCAAACAUGGAAAAUUCACUGGCCUCUAUUGGAGGAUUUUGCUGUGGAAGAUCUUUUGUUAUUGACCACCAGAGAUUGUCCGGUCAAGGUUACUGCUUCUCAGCCUCUCUGCCUCCCCUCCUAGCUGCUGCUGCUAUUGAGGCCCUGAAUAUCAUGGAAGAAAAUCCAGGUAUUUUCCAUGUUUUACAACAAAAAUGCAAGAAAAUGCAUACAGCUUUAAAGGGGAUUCCUGGUCUACGAGUCAUAGGACAGUCACUUUCUCCAGCAUUACACCUCCAGCUGGAAGAGAGCACUGGAACUCGAGACAGUGACAUGAGGCUGUUGAAGGAAAUUGUGGAUUAUUGUAUGAACAGAGGUAUUGCAUUAACUCAGGCCCGCUAUCUGGAUAAAGAAGAGAAAUAUCUUCCACUACCUAGCAUUCGUGUUGUCGUGACAGUAGAACAAACAGACCUGGAACUGGACAAAGCUGCCUCACUUAUCAGGGAAGCUGCAGAGUCUGUACUGAAUUAAAAUCGGCACUCUGGAAUAUUUGUUUCUUGCACACAGUUGGGAUACCUAUUUUUUACUCUGAGUGGAUUGGCUUACACUCCAAAGGCUCAGGCUUGUGGAUUUAUCAGCUGAUGGAACUGAAAGCUUGACUUUCACUGAGCCAUUCCAGAACAAAUAAAAUGUGUCAAAUAUGGAAAUAAUAAACACUCACUGUUUGUAUAUAACUCAGCUCUGUUUUUAAGUACUGUUUAAAUUGGGGAUCAUUGUUACACUGGUAUUUUACAGUGGUUUAACUUUUGUUCUUAAAGGGCACAAUUCCUUUCCCUAGUUCUGUGAAUGUGUAAAAAGCAAAACAAACUAUUUUUGAGAAUUCACGUGUAAAGCUACUGAGCAUGGAAAGAAUGCAGAAACUUGCAGAAUAUUGUUUAAUUCAACUAUUCUUAAUAAAGUGCAUUGUUUAAAAAAAAAAAACCCUUUCCCACAAAUGUUCCUAUUCUCAUUUUCAGAUGAGAUAAUUAAAUAAUAUGGAAUCCUGCUUUUGAAUUAUAAAUUUAAAUAGCUUAUAUUACAUUGGGUAUAUAGAAAUUUAUACAUUGAUACAUUUUCUAUCUUAUCUAAUAUUGUUUAUGGCUUUUCCCGAAAAGGCAGAUUUCUAAUCAUUUGUCAAAUUUCCAUACGUUGUCUGUUCUCACAACAAAGCUAUUAAUUUUAUAUUACUGGAAAUAUGAAUGGAUCCCCUGAUAUGCCCAUGUAUUCAUCGUGUGUACUGGUAUGCCCUAAUCCAUCAGUUCUGUGGAGACCUGGAGCUCUUAAACGAUACUCAUUUCAGAGAACCCAGCAAUGCCACGUACUCACCAGGGUUUGUGCACAGACCUGCUCCCUUCACUUUGGGCUGAAAGAGAGUGCAUAUGCAGAAUGUCUGUGGGCCUGACACACACACCGGUCUGGCUCUGAGGGAGUGUCUUCAACCAGGAGAAUCAAUACAGAUCCUUUGCCAUAAUCUAGUCGGGCUAUAAAUCGUUGGUGAAGUAAGUUAGGUCAUGAUCUCUCUAUUGUAUACUCUAUUUAUUAGUAAAGUAUGCUAAAAAUCUUAAAUUAGAAAGACGUGUAUUUAAUUUCAGGAGCACAGAUCCCUCCACAUAGUCAGGAAGUUUCUAUUUUCUUACUCAGAAACUGUUUGCAUAUGAUCUCUCUGCUGAGGUUUGCAAUAAAAAAUUUUCUGGUGAGAACAGAUACAGAAGCAGUAGUUCAUAUUACAGCAUACUUUCUUCCCUAUCCUUCAAAUAAUAUGAAUCCUCACAAUAGGUUUUCUGAACUUUUGACAGAGACUCAUUUUAAGACUCUGUACUCUGGAUUGUUUCUACACUCUUGUGCCUUUUUGGUUGCUGCUACAUGGAUUCCAGUAGUAUAUUUGAGACAUAUUUUUUUAAAAUAAAAGCAUAUAUUUGAUUCAGGUUUUGUGUCAUUUCUUCAAACUAGGUUAAUAUUAGGACUUAAAUUCAAUGAGGCUAAAUCUGUUCAGAUAAAAGUAUUUCAUAUUACUGUUUAUUAGAUUUCUAGAUGGCUUUAAGGUAGCCGGUCUAGCUACUUAAAUUUAUGCUGCUGUUCCACUUGAACUAAUUUCAGAGUUCAGUGGUUGUAGUGCCAAAGCCACUUAGCCAAAAUCCCACUGACCUAGCAAAAUGUGGCUUCUGAAUUGUGGCCAAAUAGGCUAAAUGUAGUUUCAUUUGCUGCUUAUGGUUAGGAUGCUGAUUUGAAGCUAAAAAGGCACUUCCUUGCAAAGAGGAGACUAGGAUAUGUAGCUUGACCAGGAGUUUAUCGAUGUUGCAGAAAGAGGAGGGAGGAGGGGGGCGGGAGCAACUAAUGUGCCCAAAGAGGAAAGCAGAAUGUCAGGGUCUGGCACAAUUCACUGUAACACCUCAGUGUCCUGCUUGACCUGGAGACUGGAGCAAAUGUACAUAGUUCACCUUGUAGUGCUAUGAUCAUUGUCUACCAGACUUGAAACUUAAGAGUGGCUUUUCUGGAAGUAAGUGCCCUGAGCUGUCUCUGAUACACGUUUGGACAAAUUUAUGGUUACUAAUGCUUCAGUUGCUGUGUAGCUACAUGAGUUUUCAUGCUGUCAUAGUUCACAAUCCAAUGCAGAUAUAAACCAGUAGCCUCUACUAACAAAAGAGGAAAAAGUUUUAAUUAGAAAUAAUCUGCAGUGGCUUGUGAUCUAAUUUUUUUCUCUUAAGGUGGCUUCGAUCUCUGCAGUUAAUGGUUAAUACCACAAAGAAAAUUACAUAGAUCUAUAAAGAUUAUGCAUGGAUCUCUCCCCCACCCCCAAUUAACUGCUCUGUGAUCUUUAGUUUCUGUUGUUCAGUUGAGAACUAUGGUGGAUGUCUUAUCAGCUAGGCUCAUUCCCAGACUGAUUUUACUGUUUUCAAAAUGAAUAUGGAAUGUAAGUUGAUAUCCAAGGCAAGUUGCAUAUACAGGUUCACAUUUUAGCUUAAGAAUCCUACAGAAAUCACAAUAAAGAAUGUUGUGUCUUUUCAA